ACUGGAAACUUGAGAAGCCCAUUGCUGAAAACUGGGCCAAGGUAGGCCAUCGACGAACGCCGCCCUUCUUCACUUGAGACACUCUUGUAAUCCCUUAGGGCAGAGAUCUCCAGAAAACUCGAAAAAACGGUCUAAUCGGGGUUUUAGCGGAAGAAGAAUCAAGAGAGAAAAAGGAGGGAAAAGCAAAGCAAAUGACAACGCGAAUCGCUCCAGGAGUUGGAGCGAACUUGCUUGGUCAACACUCCGCCGAGAGGAACCAAGACGCCACUGCUUAUGUCGGCAAUCUCGAUCCUCAGGUAUCUGAGGAGUUAUUAUGGGAGUUAUUUGUUCAAGCUGGUCCUGUUGUUAAUGUUUAUGUGCCGAAAGAUAGAGUGACUAACUUGCAUCAAGGAUAUGGAUUUGUCGAAUUCCGAAGCGAAGAAGAUGCUGAUUAUGCUAUUAAGGUACUCAACAUGAUUAAGCUUUAUGGCAAGCCCAUACGUGUAAAUAAGGCGUCUCAAGAUAAAAAGAGCUUAGAUGUUGGAGCAAACCUUUUCAUAGGGAACCUUGACCCUGACGUGGAAGAGAAACUUUUGUACGAUACUUUUAGUGCAUUUGGAGUCAUUGUUACAAAUCCCAAGAUAAUGAGAGAUCCUGAGACUGGAAAUUCACGCGGUUUUGGAUUCAUCAGCUAUGAUUCAUUUGAGGCAUCUGAUGCUGCUAUUGAGGCAAUGAACGGCCAGUACCUCUGUAACCGUCAAAUAACAGUUUCUUACGCAUAUAAGAAAGACACCAAAGGGGAGCGUCAUGGCACCCCAGCAGGUUCAUUUUUUCCUUUUUUACCACACCUGAUCUUACCUUGUAGUUCCAUUUCUAUUACUAUUAUUGGUUUGGUAUUUAGACUGAAACUUUUUCCUUGUAACACAGAGAGGGUUUUGGCAGCAAGCAAUCCAAGUUCCCAGAAGAGCAGGCCCCAUACUUUGUUUGCGAGUGGACCUCCAACACUUCCUUCUGGUCCCCAGGCCAAUGGUGGUAUAGGAGCACCGGUGCCGCCACGACCUUUUCCAAAUGGCACUGUUCCUCCUGGCCCUAUGCCAGUAGCACGGCCUCCACCCCCUCAAAAUGUUCCCUACCCACAAAUGCAGCUUGCCGGACAAUCACCUUGGCAGGGUCAGCCACAGCAUCUUGGACAACAAAUUCCACCUCCAGUCAUGCCUCCUCCUGCAAUGCAGUACAGGCCACCUCUGCCAAACAUGCCACCACCACCACCCCCACAAUCAGUAUCUGGUCUUUCAAGGCCUCCGCCACCAAUGGGAAUGGGAGCACCACAUGGUUGGCCGCAACAGCAAAUGGGUGGAAGGCCUCCUAUGUCCCAAAUGUCAAUGCCACCCCCUCCCCCACCACCUUCUGCAAGUUGAAUUAUCCCAACUACUGUUUUUCUUCGUUCAGCACAUGCAGUGCAUUUUUAUUUCUAGCGGUAAUAGAAAUGAUAAAUGUGGAUCGUACUCUAUUGAUGUAUUAAUAUCCGAAAAUUAGACUCCUAAAUUUAAUCGUUCGUUCAAUGAUUGGUAAACAUUUUUUGUUCACCAAAGCAUGAUCGUUUCAUUGCAGAUCAAAGCUUUUUCUUCUUUCAAUGUGUAAAAUAACGUACAUAUGUAAUUUGAGUUCAAUCAAGUAUCCUUUAAUUCUUUUA
Molecule: messenger RNA, 1672 nt
Organism: Gossypium arboreum
Lineage: Eukaryota; Viridiplantae; Streptophyta; Magnoliopsida; Malvales; Malvaceae
Exons: 8
Coding region: 192-1397 (401 amino acids)
Biological process (GO): positive regulation of mRNA splicing, via spliceosome
Cellular component (GO): U12-type spliceosomal complex; nucleolus
Molecular function (GO): RNA binding
Source: RefSeq, a predicted model, not a curated record